GGUCAUAGAGUUGUCCAUUCCACCGAGACCCGAAACGCCCGCUCGAAAGUAAUUAAAGCUUCAUACAAAAAGACCAAACUUUACGUCGCUAUCAUUUCAAGAUAACAAUCAGGAUGACCAGAAUAAUGAUCAACCCGAUGAUGGUCAUCAUACUCCAAUUAUCGCCCGCCUUGCGUCGAAUUCGGUCCAGCCUCCGUCGCGCUCCGGUGAGUCGGUUCUGAUGACGCUCAACAUCACCGUCCAUGCCGUCCAACAGCUCAACGUGGCCAUCGAGCUCAUCUCCAAUUUGGAUACUCAGCUGGUGCUGGCGUCCAAUAGACUCUCCUAACUGAUCGAGUUGAUCAUCCUGUUCACGCAUCACACGAUCAUGGUGGAGAUAGAUCUCCUCGUUGGACAUGUUGGAUUGGUCAACGCCCGGCGGCGAUGGCUCGUCGCGGUAGGGCCGGAAGAGAUUCUGGCGAUUCCGAUCCUCCUCUUGGUCGAUUUCUUCCUGGACGGCCGCAGCAGCCGCCGAGUUGUCCAUGAACCGUACUGAUUUGGAGGGGGGAUGUUGUGGAACGGGUUGUUUGAGAUCGGGCGACGUCGCGGACCGAUGCACAGAGUCCGGUGUCGGGUCUUGGCUGGAGGGGGCACCAUCUGUGCCAUAGAACUGGGAGGAGAGGUCUUGGAGUUGCUCGUGGAGGGGGCCAAGCUGGUCUUUCAAGGCGGCAGCGCCUGCGCUGUCGUUGGACUCUGUCAGCCGUGCCUGUUCGGCUUCUACGGCCUGGAUGCCCGCUUGGAGGGACUCGAGUGACCGAGAGAUCUCUCCGUCUUGCGCAUUGGGUUCAAGGUCGAGUGAAAUGGCGCGCUCUCGCUCUAGGAGGGAGAGCUUGAUAUGAUCGGCUAGGAGGAAGAGCUGGGAUGGGUUCGUCAUGGUGGUGGUGGUGUCAGGCGGACGGCGGGGAGGCAAGUCUGUCGUGAAAGGGGCGAAUUAAGAGAUGUCGGGAUGCUGUGGGAAAAGGAUAGGGUGUAGACACUAUCAGAAGGAUUGCUGGCAGCACAGGGGACGCUGAUUGUUGAAGGUAAGACAACAGUCGCAGCUGAGGUCCAGGCAGUAGUGGAUAUCCAAGCACCAGGGAAACCCCCGACUUGCCCAUGCCCGGAUCUGCUGCGUACCCGCCCGCUUUCCGCCUUUGCCUCUGCCUUUCCCCCUCCGCAAUCCCACCUUCUUCAUUCCCCUCAAUACUUCCUCCAUACCUUCUUUCUGAAACUAUCGUUGCUACCGUUAGAAUUACCGGGCGAUUCAUUCCCUAUUGAAUGAUCCACAUUUGAUCCUCGCCCUGAGGGGGUCCUGCGUACCUUGUGAUCGACCUCGCAACAAAAUCGGAGUAAAACCCGCUUAAACGCCCUCGGAAUCCUUUGCAUGGGCCUUACCCAAGGCUUACAGUUCUGUGCACCAUGGACAUUCAAGACUUCCUGGCUAUGGAGGCCAGCUCCGACCGCGACGACUUGGUCGACCUUCGCGCCCUUGAUAUUGUCUCCCGCUACGAUUCACAUCUGAUGUGCCCGAUUUGCCACUGCCCCUUCGUACAGCCUGUACGACUACAAUGCGAUCACGUUUUUUGCCAAAAGUGCUUGGGAUCGGCCAUCACCACCUUCCGCUCGGCCGAUUCGGACGAGUUCCCGUGUCCCUCUUGCCGAACCCCCACCACCCGAAUAUCGACCAGCGUACCCCGCUUAUUGGUCAACAUGUGCGAUGAGAUUCAAGUCCGGUGUCCGAUGGUAGGAGAAGGCUGCAGUGAGAUUGUCCCGCGAGGUCAUGUCCAGUCGCAUGUGGAGAAAUACUGCGGCUAUCGGAUUGUCCCUUGUCCGGAUGAAUCGUGCGGAAAAAAGACCCGGAAAAUGGAUCUCCAGCCGGAAGAACGUUGUAUGCAUAGCUAUUGUCGCUGCGAACGCUGCAACGAGGAUGUGAUGGAGCAGGAUUUUGCCGAACAUGACAGAGAGCUCUGCCCUAGCCUCGAAGCGACUUGCGACGAUUGUGGAAAUAUUGUCCGACGGCGGUCAUUAAAGAAACACAUCGAGACCUGCCCAGACGUUGUGAGCGCCUGCGCGGCAUCUCAAUAUGGGUGCUCGGUCAAGGUCCGACGUGCUGAUAUGGCGACGCACGAACAGCAGUGCCCAUUGGUCUCAAUAGGACCGUAUCUCGAGGCGCAAAAUACACGACUCAACUCUCUGGAGUUAACUAUGCGACAUCUCCAACAACGCAAUGAGAUCUUCGAGGACGGAAUGGCCAAUAUUAAAUCCACCCUUCUUGAGUCCGCGCGAGUGAGCGGCAGCGAUCGGAACGGUGGGAGAUCCGCCACCAAUGGAGAUAGAGACCGACAGUCUCGCAACGACGCGGACGAAUCUGCAGACACCGCAAAUUCAUUCUCAUCCCACACGACUGAAUAUCUUCUCUCGUUACACGAGUCUCUCCGUGAAGAAGUUGCUCAAAUGUCGCACGCUCUUACAGACCUCGACGCCCGUGCCAGCAUGACAAUCAUGAAUGAGUGUCUCCGUAUCAAGGAAGACAUGGCCCACACCAACGCUGCCCUCAACAGCGUGCGCAUGCAGGUACAAUGGCUCAUGAAUCCUCGGCUCCACAAUGGGACUCGUACGAAUGGGAUGCGCACCAACGCAGCUAGUAACGAAACCACUCGGACGCAAUUCACCUCCACGUCCGCGCCGGGCCCGAGUGGUGGCGCCGGUGCAUCACUGGGACCGCUCCGACCUCGACGACCUAGUGACAGCGGGCGUGAGGGAACUAAGCUGUGAAUGGGAAGCAAUCCAAUCUGUGUUUAGCGCGUUGCAUUUCUCCAGGCUGGAAUAUGGAGAGGGAGUAUUGGGUUUGUCUUUCUAUCUUAUGUAUCUCAUAACUGAUGAUGACUGGGCUGGCCUGUCUCAUGCCGGGAUUAUCGGGUACUUUGGUUCUUGAUACUUAUCAUAGCUUUAUCUUGGUCCUUCUAGGACCGAGAAUUUGGGGAGUAAUGAAUGACUAUAAUUAUGACCUGCUCCGAGCGA
Messenger RNA from Penicillium brasilianum, 3039 nucleotides. The record is from the annotation of a GenBank genome assembly. Lineage: Eukaryota; Fungi; Ascomycota; Eurotiomycetes; Eurotiales; Aspergillaceae.